CUGUGGAACCGGAUCAAGAGAACCCGGUCUUCAGUCCCCAGUCUGAGACUUGCUGUGACGUAAUGCCGUUUUGAUUAGUUUAUUUCUCACGUAACUGCUUUUCCUGCUCCAGACCACGUGGUCGCCGCCAGUUUUAAACCGAUAAUAAACACUGCAGAAGAAGAGCAGCACGUCACAGUGACGUCAUGACGCACAGUCGGAGAGCGGCUCGUUGUUGUAGCGGGUGAGCGCGUUCCUGCUCCUGAAGAACAAUACCGUUAACCGGAAUAUAGCGACCGGUACUGGACAGUGAGCGCGAGCGUUGGACCGGAAGGUCGAAGGUCAUGUUUCCCCACAAUGAGCGCCGUCCGCAAGCGUCUCAAACUCAGCCCCUUCAGACCCCAGACCCCCAACGGCCCCCCCGCCCGGAGACCGCUCAGCUCCCAUGAUGCUUUGCUGUCUCCUCUGGCACCUGCAGGGGGCGGAGCUCAGGAGGAGGAGGAGGAGGAGGAGGAGGAGGAGGAGUACCUGCUGGUGCAGGAAGACAUGACCGACUCCAGCCUCAUCAUCACCAUGGAGGACAGGCAGGUGAAGGCCACGAGGAGGAGAGCGGUGAGGAAGAGGAAGCCGGCGGUGGAGGAAGAGGAGAGGGUUGGGGCCUCAGAGAGGGAGGAGGCGGGGGCGGAGGUGGAGAUCGACAGGCAGCUGGACCAAUCACUGGAGACUAAGUCCAAACAGCACAACCUCACCACUGUGAACGUGAGGAACAUCAUCCACGAAGUGAUCACCAACGAGCACGUUGUGGCCAUGAUGAAAGCUGCCAUCAAUGAGACGGAGGCCGUCCCUGCCUUUGAGCCCAAGAUGACUCGCUCCAAGUUCAGAGAGGUCGUGGAGAAGGGAGUGGUGAUUCCAGCUUGGAACAUUUCUCCCAUCAAGAAGACGAGGGACGUCAACAAGGCUCCUCAGUUUGUGGACAUCCCUCUGGCUGAGGAAGACUCCUCUGAUGAAGAGUACCACCCUGAUGAGGAAGACGAGGACGAGACAGCUGAAGAUACGUUCCAGGAGAGCGACAUGGAGAGCUCCUCCCCCAGAGGGACUCGCCCGGCCCCCCCGGAGGACGACAGCUGCAGCCCCUGGCAGGUGAAGACGUCCUGCUCUCACCUGUCCAUCAAAGCUACUUCUCGGAGCUGCUCGAGGCGUUUGAGGGCGGCGGCGGUCUCAAUGGGACCUCCGCCCCCCCCCAAGGCCCCGCCUUCCAAAGCUGUGCCUGACUGCACCUUCCUGGAGAAACUCCAUGCUGUGGAGGAGGAGCUGUCUGUGUGUAUAGAGCCCUACCAGCCUCUGCCUGAGUCGGAGGAUGCGGUGGGUCUGAUGGCGUACCGGACUCGGUCCAAGCGUCCUCUACGCAAUGUCCCACUUGGCCGGUUGGAGGCGGAGCUCCGAGCUCCCGACAUCACAUCUGACAUGUACGAGUUCAGCUCCGCCCACGAGGACAGGGACUGGACUGAUUGGCUGAGAGGCCUGAUGACCUCAGACAUGGAAAACGAAGAGGAGUGUGACGAUGAAGAUGAUCCGGAGUAUAACUUUCUGGCCGACACAGAUGAACCCGAUGUGGAGGAUUACCGUGACGACAAGGCCGUCCGCAUCACCAAGAAGGAGGUGAACGAGCUGAUGGAGGAGCUGUUUGAGACGUUGAAAGAAGACCUCGUGGCGGGACAGGAAGUGGAAGAUGAAGGGAACGAAGAAGAGGAGGAGCCACAGGAAGAUUGCAAUCAGUCACGAACACCUCAGGAGCAGCUUAACUUAAGCCCCGGAGACGAGGAGGCGGAGCCUAUCACAGAGCUGCGUACGGUGAAGCAGCAGAUGGCGUUCAUCAGAAGGCGCAGCACACACACACCGUGCAGCACACACACACCGUGCAGCACACACACAUCGUGCAGCACACGCACACCGUGCAGCACACACACACUGAAGCUGAGCGGGCAGCAGAGGAGCCGCCUGCAGCAGCAGCUCCAGCAGCAUGUCCAGCUGCUGAUUCAGAUCCACCUGUUGAGUUCACCUGUCGUCAAACUGCAGAGUGAAGCUGAGACCUGCAGACAGUUCCUGGUGGAGCUGCAGCUGCUGGCUCAGAGAGGAGAGCUGCUGAUGCCUUCAGGUCCUGGUUUCUGCAGCGUCUUCAGAGCCUCCAACCUGCAGGGGGCGCUGCAGCUGCUGGAGGAGCUGAGGCUGACCCCCAUCAGCUCCCAGCAGCAGGCCCACCCUCCGGACUCCAGGGGCCACAUGAGGUGUUUCCCCGUCCUCCAGGCUGAACUCUCCUGGCUCUUCUCCACCCGGCCGGUCUUCCUCUACCCAGAACUGCUGCCCUCUGCCAGCCUGGACCCCGACCUGUACUGCCCCCGCAGGACGGCUGCCUUCACUGCAGCUGAGGACUGCCUCCUGGUUCUUGGCCUCAGGAACAUGGAGGGGUCAUGUGACCCCACCAAGCUGGUGUCUCAGUUCCUGCUGAGGAAGACUCUGGUCCAGGUCCGCCGGAGGAUCCUGCAGUGCUGCAGACCUGGGUCACCUGACAACAUCGUCAAGGCCUUCAGGUACCAGCGAGUGGUGUGGCCCAUGCAGGUGUCGUGCCGGCAGGUGUCCCCGGCGGAGCGGCGCCCCCCAGUGGAGCGAGAGGAGGAGGCCAUGCCGCUGUGGCUGCUCAGGAGCCUUCCUGCCAUCUCCACCAGCAUCCAGGACCACGUCUGCAAGGCCCCGCCCCCCCCUCACCUGAGCCUCCUCCGCUCCUCCUCACACACCUACAGCUUCCCCCCCGGGACCCGGUACCCCCCACGCCUCCCCCCACACCUCCACUUCAGACGCCUUGGUUUUGUGGUGCAGCGCCUUCCCCGGGCUCCCCCUGACUCCUCCCCCCUGACCCGGGCUCCCCCUGACUCCUCCCCUCAACUCCUCCCCUGCCUCGGCCCCUGA
Molecule: messenger RNA, 2943 nt
Organism: Pseudoliparis swirei
Lineage: Eukaryota; Metazoa; Chordata; Actinopteri; Perciformes; Liparidae
Product: GON-4-like protein
Exons: 21
Coding region: 337-2943 (868 amino acids)
Biological process (GO): regulation of DNA-templated transcription
Cellular component (GO): nucleus
Molecular function (GO): transcription coregulator activity
Source: RefSeq, a predicted model, not a curated record